AUGACGUUGCCUUAUCCCACCACUCACCACCUCUUCCCGUCCCAACCCGCCAUGAAAACCUCACGAUACGCCAUCUCUCGACAAAAGGCCUGCCAGCAGUGCUCCAUUGCCAAAGCCCGCUGCGACCGCAAGGAGAGAUGCUGCUCGCGUUGUGCCCUGCGGCAUCUGCCCUGCCUCUACCCCCAUUCGCAUUCCUCGACAGCCGCAGCCUCGAAACACCUCUUUGGCGACAGCAGCGACCCCACCUCGCUGCCCGCGCUGCCGCCGGACUUUCUCGAUUUCUCCAGCCCCGAUCUCAUCUGCCCGAUCAACGCAGAGGAAAUCAGCAACCGCUGGCUCAACGCGUACAUCCCAAUCCCUGGCCAGAGUGUCAAAAACUACCCAGCCACUGUGUCCGCUUUCAUCUACCGCCUUCUCAAGUCUUACGCCGGCAUGGCCGUCCAUGGCCGCGGGUUUCCGCCCUUUGUGCACGCCUCGCAGCUGAUGAGCCCGCAUCCGAGCCCGCUCUUGUCUACGUGCCUGAGCAUCAUCCGGAUAUGCGACAAGCCUUUGCCGGGGAGCGAGAAUGUGACUGCCGAGAUCCUGCAAAGGGAGAUGAGUAAUAUCUACGAAAGGCGGGACAGCUAUGACCACUUGUCCAUGCUGAGCGCAUUCCAGGCCUUUCUCAUGUACACCAUGGCUCUCUUCUUUAGGUUGAGCCAAGGCAACAACCCUUUUCUUCGCCAGGCUAUGAUGAAUCUACAAGAGUUGGCGUGCCUGGCAGCUCGUCAAGGCUUGAUGUGCCUGUCGGAGCAGCAGCGAGCGCGCCCUCGGUGGGAAAGCUGGAUCCUUGCCGAGGCUAAACGGCGGACGCUCUACACAAUGUAUCUGUUUGAUAGCGUUCUCUCAUCCGAGGAUGGGCUGCCGACCUUCCUUGGCACUGAACUGACAGGGUUGCCGGCAGUAUCGAGCAAGACGCUGUGGUUCGCUCAGACACGCCGCGACUGGGAAGCUGCAUAUAAUGUGCAUCUUGCCGCGUGGGGUGAGGGAAACCUCCGCAUCAACGAGUUGUGGCCUAUUCCCGAAGGGCUGGGUGAUUCACAAGUUGCCAAGAGACGUCAUAGGGUGGACAGCUGGCUGGAGGAUCUGGACGAGUUUGGCACCAUGCUCUAUGCCGUCACUAGCUGCACACACGGAGGGUGA
This is a messenger RNA of Trichoderma reesei QM6a, 1182 nucleotides long. RefSeq lists its product as uncharacterized. The coding region runs from base 1 to 1182 and encodes 393 amino acids. Gene Ontology annotation, molecular function: zinc ion binding; DNA-binding transcription factor activity, RNA polymerase II-specific. The transcript has 2 exons. Gene Ontology annotation, biological process: regulation of DNA-templated transcription. The record is from RefSeq and is a predicted model, not a curated record. NCBI's taxonomy places the organism in Eukaryota, Fungi, Ascomycota, Sordariomycetes, Hypocreales, Hypocreaceae.